AUGGCAGAACCUCUCCCGAACCUCAACCCUGCUGUCGAGGAUGGCUUCGAUAGCGAUAAUACCUCUUCUACCGUGACUACUCCCAGAGGCUCGACCCCAACCUCCCCUGUGCUCAAGCUUGCCGACGCUGCGGAUCACUCCACUAUUUCCCUCCCUGAAUCAGUCAACAACCAUGCCGAGCAAGGCGCAAUGGAGGCCAACUCCAUGCAUAGCGCUAUGACCCAAGGCACUUCAACCGAACACAUUGCCUCGAAGGAUGAACCUCGUACCAUGAAUAACAGUCUUGAGCGAGGUCUUUAUAUGCCUGGCUGGGGUACCGAGGAGGAUUCAACCGCUGCUUCUCACAAUGUGGAGGCGGAGUUACUAGCUGCGGCGGCCCAAGAGCAAGCAUUUGCUAUAAGCAGGUCUCUGAUGGCUCACGAGCAAGCUAUGCAACCUCAUCCAAUGGAUCCUAUUCAGCAUCAUCCGGCUCCAAACUGGGGUAGCAUUCAAGUCAAUUCUUAUGAAUCUGAUGCGCCUACUGAUGCUUCUUUCAGUGCACGCCAGCACGCUUCGUUGAACGAAUUGGCCGUUGCAUCUUCUGCUGAUAAGGGAAAUAAUCGAGUUGAGGAUCACUCUACCAAGAGUCUUUAUGAUGCUCUCAACACCGUCAGCAUUGCUUGCUUUGGCUCACGUUCCAGCACAGAUGCGGGCAGCGGGGAUGCUCCUGUUUGCACCCGACCUACCUUCCACAACGACGAAGUCAUUGUUUCAGCUCAGACCAAGCUCGCAAAGAUCGUCAACACUCCAUCUUCAAGUCGUCACUCAUCUAUGAUGAACCAAGACGGUGCGUGCAGUAAUGUAGAGAGCCGUGAAGGUCGGCAGACUGCGGAAAAGGGAGUUCAAGCUACCGGUAUCGCCGCUGCCUCAAGUCAAGCUAAUGUGGAUGGAGUUCCUCGUGUCAACACGGUCAGAUAUCCCCGUAGCUCUAUCUACUCUGGAAACGCCAAUGCCUCGAGCUCCGUUCAUGCUGCUGGUGUUGAGUGCCUCCCUACAUCUCCAAACAUGUCCCACGCAGUCCCAAAGAAGACUAUGAAGCACCUCAUGACCAGUGCUACAUCAGAUCCUCGUCUUAGAUACGAUGUUCAGAAGUAG
This is a messenger RNA of Mollisia scopiformis, 1134 nucleotides long. RefSeq lists its product as uncharacterized. Bases 1 to 1134 code for a protein of 377 amino acids. The record is from RefSeq and is a predicted model, not a curated record. The transcript has a single exon. Lineage: Eukaryota; Fungi; Ascomycota; Leotiomycetes; Helotiales; Mollisiaceae.